UAUCCCAGCAACGGUUGUUGAUGUCGUCCGCCAUUACUGUUGGUAGCAGACAGCAGUCGAUAAAGAAGAGGAACUAAUUUGUCUUAAGUUUAGUCACUUUAAAAUCACAAAAUGUCUGAUAUCGGAUCAGAAGAGAUGGAGGAGGAGCAGGGGCCAUACUUAGGCGAAUACGAAGGUGGACGAAAUGACAACGAAGAAAGACAUGGCCAGGGAAAAGCAACAUUGCCAAAUGGUGACACGUACGAAGGAAUGUAUGAUUGUGGUAAACGACACGGACAGGGAGUGUAUAGGUUUAAGAAUGGUGCCAGAUACAUUGGAGAAUACAUAAAGAACAAAAAGCAUGGACAGGGAACAUUUAUAUACCCAGAUGGUUCUAAAUAUGAAGGUGGCUGGGUAGAUGACCAGCGGUGUGGGUUUGGUAAAUAUUAUUAUGUUAACGGAGAUGUUUAUGAGGGUGACUGGCAAAAUCAUGUACGACACGGACAGGGGACCUACACAUACGCCGCAACAGGCACAAAAUAUGUCGGACGGUGGCAGAAUGGCAAACGGGAGGGCCACGGCGAACUGGUGCACACCAAUCAUAAAUAUGUGGGAGUAUUCCGUGAUGAUAAGCCAAUGGGAAAGGGAAAAUAUGUGUUUGAUAUUGGAUGUGAACAGCAUGGUGAAUACAUCCCUAUAGAACAGGACAAGGAAGAUAAGGGGGCAGAGGAUGAGGAGGCGUCAGCAAACAUCAUCCCCAAGUGGAAGGCAGGUAAAGUGACAGCCAUCCAUCUACAAACAGAAGAAGAGGACGAGGAAGCCGCAAAGGAGGAGGAGUCAAGUCAAGAACAACCACCAGAGGCUCCUGAAGGGGAAGCUCAACCACCGGCCCCCGAGGGUGAACAACAGGCAGAAGAGACAAAGCCAGAGGAGGGAGCUGAGGCCCCACAGGAGGGAGAGACGGAAGGUGAGGCUAAGCCUGAGGGUGAUGAACAAAAAGAUGAAACACCUGCAGAGACAACAGAGGCACCUGAGGCGCCCGCAGAAGGUGAGACAGCAGAACCAGUUGCGGAAGAAGCACCACAAGAGGAAGCACCGACGGAGCAGGCUGAACAGGAAGCGCCUGCCGAGUAACGGAGCGUAGCUUUACAUGGGUGGGUGGGACGGGGUGGACUCAUAUAACCAAGUGAUGUGACAAUGUGUAAGAUAUCAAGCAAAAAACUGGACUAAGUAACUGUUUGUGGAAAGUAGGAAAAACAUUGACCACAGUCCUAGGUUUCAUAGAUCUCUGUGAAAUAGAUAUCCUGACAGUUGACAGAACAAGAUUGAGAUACCUUGGUUUGAUAGAAUUGAAGAAACAUCAAACUAUAUCAGCUGAUGAUGAUGAAUUCCACACUGGUCUUGAUAGUACUAUUGAAAAAGAGAAGAUGUGUAUUUGUAAUGUUUGACAAAACAUGACAUCACUGUGAAUAACUAGAGGAAUUAAUAAUGACCAGGAUAGUGGAAGCGUUCAUUCAUAAAAUGUGGUCAUUUAAAUACUCUAGUUCGCUCAAAGACAAAAAAUUAUGGAAUAAACUGCUUCUGUAUUUAAGAGCACACAAUGAAGGUCUUCAAAAGAAAAAUUGUUUUGAAUUCACAUUUUCAUAAAACCAUGUUAUUUGUAGAUCUACAAUACUUAUAGGGAAAUCCGUCUUUAUAAUUAGACUGCCAUUUCUAUCAGUUAAUAUGGAAAAAGGAAUUUGUCUCCCCAUCUUCAGCUCUGCAUACAAUCGUGUUGAGAAGUGCACAAGUUUUCUUCUUUUGCAAGAAAUGAUUGGUCCCCCCUCACAAAAUAAGAGUAAGCUCCCUUGCACAAUAUUUGUUCACUUCCUUGCAAGAUAGGACUUAUCUCAUUUCCAUGAUUUGAGUUAUUAUCUCCUGAAAGUUUGUAAUGACAUUGCAAAACCUUGUGAGUUAUCUCCCUUGCAAGAAUGGAGUUUUCAUUUCGUGCAUGAUAUGAUACUUUCAACUAUACUUACUAAUAUUGAAAAAGUGUGCCUUUUUCAUUAUUGUACUUGUUUGGUAAGGGGAAAAUAUUUGGAAACAUGGGCUUUUUUGGGAAUGUGUUUUGGACUAAACAAAUACUGUGAUAUAUAAAUAUUUGGAAGCCAAGUCUGUGUGGUCGUUCUGAACAAGAUAAUGAUUUUUUAUUUAUAACUCUUCACAUCUGUAAAUACAUUAAAUUAUCGCUAUCUUAUAACAUGUAAAUUUGUACAUCCAUUAAAUAUUUUGUUUACCAACA
This is a messenger RNA of Mizuhopecten yessoensis (Yesso scallop), 2260 nucleotides long. RefSeq names its product radial spoke head 1 homolog. The transcript has 7 exons. The coding region runs from base 112 to 1113 and encodes 333 amino acids. Gene Ontology annotation, biological process: spermatid development; axoneme assembly. Lineage: Eukaryota; Metazoa; Mollusca; Bivalvia; Pectinida; Pectinidae. The record is from RefSeq and is a predicted model, not a curated record. Gene Ontology annotation, cellular component: nucleus; motile cilium.